AUGGAAAUUUUUACAAAAGUUCUCACAACCGCUGACGUUGAGAGAAGAUUAUCAUCUCCAGAUAUCUGCGAACCUGCUUUACCUCGGUCCCAAGGGUGCCAUGUAAUGGUGUUGCAGGUUCAGGAUGAUACUGGAAACUUGUGGAACUUUGGUUACGAAAUACAACCUGGGGUUCGCCCAAAACUGGUUCUUGUUUCCGGUUGGAUCCAAUUUAUCCGAAGUAAGGGUCUCCGUAAUGGUGAUAUUGUCAUUCUUUACAAGGAGGAAGGGGCACACUACAAAAUUCGAGUGGAGAGGAGUGAUAGUGAGAAGAGAAUUUCUGAAUCUUACAUUGCUGAGAACCAUUACGGUUCAGGGGUUUAG
Molecule: messenger RNA, 363 nt
Organism: Durio zibethinus
Lineage: Eukaryota; Viridiplantae; Streptophyta; Magnoliopsida; Malvales; Malvaceae
Product: B3 domain-containing protein Os02g0764100-like
Molecular function (GO): DNA binding; DNA-binding transcription factor activity
Source: RefSeq, a predicted model, not a curated record